AUGUCGAAAGCGGAAAUGAGUGUGCUCGAGCGACGACUCCGUCCCAUUUACGGUAGAAAAUCCGAAAAAUACGCCCCGAAAACUCUUAAUUUUACCCUUUUUAGAUGCUCUGGACAGCGGAAACUACAAGAAGUCCAUGCAGGAAUGCGAGAAAGUACUCAAAAAGCAUCCGACCACCACCGCCGCCAAGGUUUUCAUCUAUUUAUUGUCAGAACUCCACGAAAAAUGCGUGUUUUAGGUUCUCAAAGCGCUGACGCUGAUUCGGCUGGAAAGAGCCAGCGAGGCGUACGAGAUCCUCGACGAAUUGGACGUGGCGGGCGUCCGUCACGAUGAUCUCACUCUUCAGGCCUUCGUUCAUUGCUAUCGAGUAAUUUCCGCGAAUUUUUUACGAACAAUUAUGCAAAAUGUUGAUUUUUUGCAGGACAGCAAUCAGCCGGGCCGAGUAGUGACUUUAUACGAGAAAGUGAUCCAAGUGGACCCGAACGAGCACACUCUCACCCAACUUUUCAUGGCCUACAGUCGACAGAGGUCAGAAAAUUGAGAAAAAUCACGGAGAAACUCGAAAAUUUCCAUUGCAGAAUGUACAAGGAGCAGCAGAAAGUGGGUUUGCGGCUGUUCAAGGAAAUCGGGAACACUCCCUACUAUUUCUGGACCAUUAUGUCAGUUGUCAUGCAGGUUUGUACGCUUCUCCAAUCAAAGUCUCCAGAAACCGGGUUAUUGUAGGCGCAGGAGAACCCGGCGCUGGCGAAAAAGAUGCUCUACCCGUUGGCGGAGAAGAUGUUCACGCAGCAGAUCGAAAAGACGGGCUACACAGCCGGCUCGACUGCCGAAAUAGAGCUGCAGCUGCUGAUUCUGGAGGGCCAGGAGCGGUGGAAGGAGUGCGCCGAGUUUGUGGAGCAGCCGAAGGCCGCCGGACUGCCCAUGGCCCCCUACAAUUUGGUGGAGAAGGACGUCGACUACCUGAUCAGGGACGGACAGUUCAAGAAGGCCGACGAUAUCUGCACGCGGAACCUCGACAAUAUGUAAGCCUAUUUUAAGGAUCUCAUAUUGUCAAGGUUUCAUUUUUGCAGGCCGGACAGCUGGGGACUCUGGACGCAUUUCGUUGACUCGACUAUGACUCAAGUCCAGAAACUGUUGGCGACGAAAAAAGAGGACGAUCUGCAAGUGUGAGGCCCCGAAAACCCGCCGACAAAACCCGGCUUAAAUCACAAAUUCAGGGCGAAAAAGAAGAUGUGGGUGCUCGGAGAGAUCGUGAUGUACCACAAGGAGAAAGAGGGGUACAAGUACCGCGGUCCCUACCUGAUCACCUUUUUAAUCCUCCAAAAGUUUGCCAAAAUGGACAAAUUGGGCGAUUUGAACGCGCUUUUCGGAGAGUUUGUCGAUAAACUGAUGGAGUACGUCGAGCACUUCUACAAGAAGCCCGUCUGUUUCGGCGAUUUGCAAAUGGUACGGUUUUGUGGUUUUCCGCGCGAAAAAUUAAAAAAUUUGCAGUUCUUCGUCCUGCUGACCGCCCAACAAAAAGAGGAUUUUCUGAAGCGGCUCACCGAGUGGAUGAACAGAAUUUCGGCCGAAGACGACGUCGAGGGAGAUGUAAGCUAUCGGAAAAAGCGAAAGUGCUAUUCGUUGUUUGCCUUGCAGGAAUCGAAAGUCUGGGCCACGAUCCUGAUCGAGAAGUGCCGUCGGACGCUCGGAGAAUACGAAAAACUCGAUGCCGCCGCGCAUCGAUCGCUUUUCCAGCAGUUCAUCGCCCAAAUUGCUGCGGUAAAAUACUUUACAGAAAUGGAGCGAGAGAGUGCGAGACGCAGAUGGGCCUGUAAACCGUCGGCUGCUUUGACGCGCUCCUUGGACUUUAGCUGCGUGCCGUCGGGAGGAUACUGGUUCACUUUACUUGAUUUCUUGGGAAUGUGUUCAUAAUGAUUGAAACUCGCAAAGAUGUCAAUGGGUCACUAGCAAAACAGCUUCCGUGCGUGCGUUUUGUGUCUCUUUGCUAGUUUACAUCAUAAUGAACACAUUCCCUAAAGAUCAAGUGAAAUGAAUCGGUAUCCUUCCGACGGCACGCAUCUGAAGUCUCAGAAUGGCCAAGCAGCCGGCGAUUCACUAGUUUGUGUCUGCGUCUCGUUAAAUCUCACACUGUUUCGCGUUUUGACGGUGUUAAAAUGCAAACGAAACUGCGAACGUCAAGCUCAGCCUGAAUACAAUUUUUGCAGCCGGGCCGAAGCGAGCAUGCGCAAGGAGUGCUGUGCAACCUGACUUGUGCCCAUCUCUGGGAUGCAUAUCGGAAAGAGAGUCAGUUUUUGAAAUGAAUAUAAUAAUGAGAAUAAAGUAGUGUAGAUGACCUGGAGAAGUUCUACGAGAUGGUGCUUCUGUUGGAGUACGUGGCGACCAGCAACAAAACGGAUCCAAUGUGCAAAUUGUCGCUCAUCAGGGCCUACGCAGCUAUUUGUACGUUUGGCUCUGAACGUGUCACAAAAUUUACCCGAAAAUUGAAAGUUUAGGCUCGACCGGUCGCAUAAAUGUGCUGGUGAAGACGCUGGAUAUAAAAGCGAUCCAGCUGGACACGCUCGGACACAUGACGUUCCCGGUGUUCGAGACUUCGGGCCGAUUCAAUCUGGCCAUCAUUCAGAACCACCAGCUCAUGAUGAUGUACGAGCAGGCAGAGAAGGAGGCACACACAUUUUACAGAGGAAAUCUGACAGAAGACUCGAUUUUCAGGUGCAAGACUGCAUUGCGCAGGCGUACCGCAACGGAAAAUUCUCGGCGAUCCCGAAAAUGACGGCACUCAGCAAUCAAGUCAGAAAUUCGGCGCAGGUAGGAUAG
Caenorhabditis sp. 36 PRJEB53466 is the source of this 2817-nucleotide messenger RNA. NCBI's taxonomy places the organism in Eukaryota, Metazoa, Nematoda, Chromadorea, Rhabditida, Rhabditidae. The record is from the annotation of a GenBank genome assembly.